Messenger RNA from Salvia splendens (bonfire salvia), 841 nucleotides. Its product is annotated as glycolipid transfer protein 3. The record is from RefSeq and is a predicted model, not a curated record. The transcript is spliced from 6 exons. Gene Ontology annotation, molecular function: ceramide 1-phosphate transfer activity; ceramide 1-phosphate binding. Gene Ontology annotation, biological process: ceramide transport; intermembrane lipid transfer. The coding region runs from base 1 to 729 and encodes 242 amino acids. Lineage: Eukaryota; Viridiplantae; Streptophyta; Magnoliopsida; Lamiales; Lamiaceae. Gene Ontology annotation, cellular component: membrane; cytoplasm; cytosol.
AUGAAGCGGAGGAGAGAGGUGGAGAUGGUGGCAUCGGAGAUUAGGUCAGCAAUUGAUGAGGUGUCGCUGUUAGCAGCCAACCUCAAAACUGACGCAGCUCAAGAUGCCGUUCCGGUUUCUGAUUCUGUUCCGGUUCAGAAGAGUGUCCAAAUUCCGAUCAAGCCGUUUCUCUCUCUCUGCGAUUUGCUCGUUCAAGUUCUCGAUAAGAUAGGGCCAACAAUGGCUGUCUUGAGACAAGACAUUCGUAACAACAUUGAGAGAUUAGAGAAAUUCCAUGAUUCUGAUCCAUCCGUAUAUUGCGAUGUGGUUGAGAUUUUGAAGAAAGAGGUAAAUGAAGGCAACGCAAAAAAGGGGCCCACAUGCAGCAAAGCCUUUGUUUGGCUCAACAGGUCCCUAGAUUUUACUAUGGUAUUGUUAGAGUUGCUAGUGAAGGAUUUUGGAAGAAAUAUGGAGGAAGUGGUUGAAGAAUCUUACAUCACCACCUUAAAACCAUGGCAUGGAUGGAUCUCUGCAGCAGCCCAUAAAAUCGCCCUGAAGCUUGUGCCCGAUAGCCGGACUUUCGUGGAUGUUCUUAAGGUCAAAGGCAAAGAUGAAGAAGAAGAAGAAGAAGAUGACGACGAUGUUCUCAAGAAAGACAUACAAAAGUUGAUCUCUCUGCUCAUGCCAGUGCUAGAGCAGAACAUGGAUAUUUUGAGAGAGUAUGGAUUGGAUAAGCUGAAAUCGACGUGAAGAAGAAGAAUGUUCAAAUUUUGGUGAUUGGUGUAUGAGUAUGAUGCAUCUUGUUUUAGGCGAAUGUACAGUUGAAAUAUGUAAAAUUAGUUAAUCUCUCUUCUUCUUCUUC